AUGCACCUCCCCCAACUUCACUCGCCUAAUUUCUACAGUCGGCUUCGUUAGGCGUACUGCUCGAACACACCCAAUGAUAAUUCUCUUCACUGCUCUGUGUUGCUGCUGUCGGGAAACUGGGUGUGUGAUCCGGAGUGGCUGAUGGAAUUGCUUGCUGUCUUUGCAUUGGCUGACCGCACAGCAGCACUGCUCCGUGUAUUUUUAGCCAUCGAUGCAAUUCAUAUUGCGGUGCGAGCGAGGCGACUCUGUCCACAGUCCCAGUAGGCUACACGGGAGUUACAGGGGGUAGCUGCAAGUGCAGUGCUUGGGGUUUGCGACAGACCGAAGGAGACUGGGGGAGACUGGCUACACAGCAAGUCAAGUAAAAAUAAAUAAACGCCAUUAUCGGGUUUUCACGGUCAGGUGCUGAGGCUGUAGCCUGAGGAUUUUCCAAUAGCCUACAUUUGUAGAUUUAUUGUUGGUCUAUUUUAAUACUGAGCAGCUUUGCAAAUGGCAAGUCCCGCUGCAGAUAGAGGACAACCACACCAGCGACAUCCCCCCUCUGAAUCGGCCUCGGAGCCCGCGUUUCUAGAAGCGCAGAAAUGGAUUGAGGCGGUCACAGGCAGAUGCUUCAAUGACAAGGACUUCAGGGGAGGCCUGGAGAAUGGGAUCCUGCUGUGCGAGUUGCUGAGCUCCAUCAAACCUGGCUUGGUGAAGAAGAUCAACAGAUUACCCACUCCCAUCGCUGGCCUGGACAACCUGAGUGUGUUCCUGCGUGGCUGUGAGGAGCUGGGACUGAAGGGCUCUCAGCUGUUUGACCCUGGGGACCUGCAGGAUAUCUCCACACGCCCCAACGCCAACAGGGUUGCCGACUGCAGUAGGAAACUCAAGAAUGUUCUGAUUACCAUAUACUGGCUGGGCCGGGCUGCCAACAGCUGCACCUCCUACAACGGGCCCACACUGGACCUGAAGGAGUUUGAAGGCCUGCUAUCACAGAUGCGGAAGGAGGCGGAGGACACGGAGAGCCCCCAACGCAGCAUACGGGACAGCGGCUACAUCGACUGCUGGGACUCGGAGCGUAGCGACUCACUCUCCCCGCCUCGCCACGGCCGAGAGGACUCCUUCGACAGCCUGGACUCAUUCGGCUCACGCUCCAGACAGACUCCCUCGCCGGACGUAGUGGUCGCCCUCGGCAUUGGCAGUGAUGGCCGUGGCAGCGACUCCGAGUCCGACGCCGGACCCCAUGGGGGCAGGAAGCUGCCAGACGUGCGCAAGGAUGACAUGCUGGCUCGGCGGACCUCGGUGAGCGAGCCCCGCGUGAUGGUGCCCUUCAAUCAGUACCUGCCCAACAAGAGCAACGCCAGUGGCUACAUGCCCACACCGCUGCGCAGGAAAAGGGGUGACCACGAGAGCCGGGAGGAGGGCAGUGGAGGCAGCCGCAAGAGCUGGAGUACCGCCACCUCGCCCAUAGGAGGCGAUAUACCCUUCAGAUUCAGUCACAGAGCUGCUAGUGUAUCAGAUGACCCAGAGAGUGUGAGUAUGAUUGACAUGCGUUGUGAGGAGGACGCCAUCUUGCCACACCACAGCCAGGUGCGCCACGAGCUCAUGCACAACCAGUACAACAUGCUGAAGGAGGAAGAGGACCACUGGCAGGAUGACCUAGCCCGGUGGAAGAGUCGCAGGAGAAGCGUCUCCCAGGACCUGAUUAAGAAGGAGGAAGAGAGGAAGAUGAUGGAGAAGCUGAUGACGGGUGAUGGGGGGGCCACCUCUCAGAGGAGGAAGAGCAUCAAAACCUACCGGGAGAUUGUUGAGGAGAAGGAGCGUCGUGAGAACGACCUCCGCGAGGCCUACCGGUUGGCCCGCACCCCUGAGGAGGCAGCGUUGGUCCUCCACCGCUACGCCCAGCGCUUCACCAUCAGUGAAGCGGUGUUGGAGCGCCUGCAACUGCCCAAACUGCUGGACAGGAGCAUCUCUGAGGAUCCCACCGCUACCACCAACACACGUCUCACCCUCACCCCCACUUCCUGUUCUCCCACCCCCAUCUCCCUGGAAGAAGAUACAAAUGGCCCCCUGAAAUACCUGAGGCAGCAGUCGCUCCCGGCACCCAAGUUUACCGCUACUGUUGAGGCCCAGGUGGUGGGGUUCCCCCAGGGUUUGUCUCAUCGCCCCCAGAUUCGGUCGCGCAAGCCUGAACCAAACCCCUCGAUCCGGGCCGUCUCACCCAAGUCUGUACCUUUGCUGAUGCCCAAGCCUUACAAUCAACCCAAGGGCAUGCAGAUGCUGGUGGGACCCAGGCCAGGCAAGGUGGAUGGCUUGCUGCGAGUGAACGGCGACAUGGGAAACGAUGAGGUCACCACUCCAGAGAGCGAGGGAAGGACCUCCCCUCUACGGUUCUACCCCUCCCCUGCCACACCUACAGCCUCCUCUGAUGGUUCUGACACACACCCAUGUGAGGCCACUCCCCCACCCACACAUAGCCCCUCCCCCAGGGCAAGCCCAUUACCAGCCAUGCCAGCUGUGGCACAGUGUGGCACAGGCACUGCAGUGACAUCAUCUUCAAUGCCAGGAGAAAGUGAUGCCCAGAAGAAGGAUAAUGCACAGGAGUCUACCCCGCCUAGCCGGCCCACCUCACUGCCCUCGGAGCUGCAGAGCACAGUGUGUCUUGUGGAGGCGGGAGGCAGGUCUGCUGCAGGCCCACUGGGGGAGGAGCCCAACACAACAGAGACUGCAGUACAGCCCUCUCCAGCUACAGAGUCACAACAAGCUCCCAAAGAACAAACAGAAGUGUGUAUGAAUGCCACAGCGACUAGACAGAACACCACUGUCCUCCGUCCAGUCCUAUCAGAGCACGCCACACAACAAGCUCAACCAAUGACCGCACCGGUCAGUGAGCCCAGCCUGGAAGCGUCUCAGAGAGCAGAUGAAGUUGCUACCUUGGCUGAUCCAGGACCUGUCAGAAACAAACCACCAUGUGAAGCUCCCACAACAGAGGGGGCAGAGCAGGAGCGUGGUACAGCAGCGGUCACUCAGGUGUCAUCCCCGGUAGUGGCCCAGGCUAAGCGGGGUGACCGCUGGUUUUGGGACCCAAAUGAGGAGCGAAAGCGUCAGGAAAGGUGGCAGCAAGAGCAGGAGCGCAUGCUUCAGGAGAAGUACCAGCAUGAGCAGGAGAAGCUGAAACAGGAGUGGGAGAGAGCGCAAAGAGAGGUGGAAGACGAGGAGAGGAGAUACCAUGAGGAGGAGCGAAGGAUACUAGAGGAGACUGUGGCCCCUCUGACCCCCCUCUCCUCCACCCUGCCCUCGCCCAUCCGGGGGGACACCCCCGCGCCUAUGGACCCCCAGGACACCAUCGUCCGGUCGCUGGCCGACUGGGAACGCAAGCAGGAGCUGCUGGAGAGACAGGGGGGGAACACCGAGAGAGUGGUAUGGAAAGGACAAGAUAACGACAGGAGUAGUGACAUCAGCACAGCGUCCAGAGAUGAGAGUCUGAAAACAGCAGUCAGCUCAAUCAGCCAGAACAGCAGUCAGGCAGACAAGCUGACACCGAGUUUGCAGAAUGGUCAGAGAGCACCACACACCAUGGCCGUUCCCCAGCCACCCAACAAGAAACAAAAUACAGAGGUCUUACUAGACUGCACCAAACCCAGCCAGCAGGCGCCCUCUCGGGACAGGAGGUGUGGCUCCAUUGAAUCCAUGGGGCCCAGUCCAUCAAACUCACCCACCACAUGCCCAUCCGACAUGCCUCAAUCUCCAAACAGGUCGGUGAGCGGUAAGAAGCUGUGCUCCAGUUGCGGUCACCCUUUGGGAAAAGGGGCAGCCAUGAUUAUUGAGACCCUCAGCCUUUACUUCCACAUCCAGUGCUUUAAGUGUGGGGUCUGUAAGGGACAGCUGGGUGACACCACCACGGGGACAGACGUGAGGAUCCGGAACGGCCUCCUCAACUGCCACCAGUGCUACAUCCGCUCCCGCUCAGCCGGCCAGCCAACCACAUUGUGACAACGUUGGGUCAAUGGAAAGCACACAGAGAAAUUGUCUCCCUUCUUCCUACUUCUCCAUAUAAUCAACAUGUGUGGAAUGUGUCUUGUCUGUCAAUGCCUAUGUGGGGAUUUUCGCAAUGUCUGCAAAUCACAUCCUAUCGGGAUUAUUGAAAUGGUCCAAAUAAUGCCUGACAUUGGAAAGUUGUGUGUACAUAGAAUAUUAGUCCGACUGAUCAUAGUCAGCCUAUUGAUUCUAUUGGCUCUGUAUGAUCACAGCUCAGAGGUUCUCACUUCCUCGUAUCCAUAUGCACCCACAAGCCCUCGAGAGGAUGGUGGACAUUUUGAAUCUGAGCUCCGAUACUGUAAAUAUGGUGUAUACAGUAUAACAGCCUCCAUCACUUCAAAACAGUAUAGGAAACUCAUGAAAACACUAAUGCAAUGAAGUCCAACCAACAAAUUUGGCACUUAGACAAAAUAUUUGUUUGUAAAGUAUACCCUUUAUUUGAAUUGAAUUAUUCUCUGGUAUCCAGGUUGUUAGACAGGCCUUAUUAGUCUUUAGUUUGUAACUUAAGCUUCUAAUUUGGUUGCUAGAGAAGGUUGUCAUGAUUUCCAAUAAAAGUUUCAAGUAAUAGAAGUGUAUUCCAUUUUGCCAACUUGAGAUCUGUAGGAGUUUUUCUCGAUGGUCAACUAAAGGCUUAGAAAAGCCUGCUUUGUUCCUCCUGAUUUUCACUUAAACCACAAUUAACCCAAACUCUGGUUUAAAUUCUGAAAGUUAAAUUGUUUAGCUAACUAUCUUCUUUCCAGGCAGCUCCAACACUGUCUUAUCGUUUAUUUCUUCCGUAUUGCUUUAGUAGCCUACUGGAUACAAAAAAAUACUGUGCUGUCACUAGGCUAUAGGCCUACAUACAUUACAGUAACUUUGCACGUCAGCCUGACAACGUUAUCCUUUUCUCUCUUUCUUUGCUCAAAAAAAAUGUCCGCUCACAAAGUUAGAUGUACUUCAUUUUAAAGCAAUAACGAAAACUGAUGCAUGUAAACUGAUUGUGGAGGUAAACAACCGUCAUGGAUUCAUGCUACUGUACUAAACCAUUCCGUAAACUCUUAACCGGUUCUCUUUAGGAAUUUUAGGCUUGGAAUGUCAUGAAACGUGCCUUAGGUAAACAGGUGAUUGCACACUCAAGGGAAGGGAACCCAAAGAUGGUGUCCGCUUAAAGGAAAACUCCACCCAAAAACUGUCUUGGUAUUUAUUUCAUUAGUCCAUUGAUGAUCUAGUCUCAACUUGAUUAUUGACAAGAAAAACAUGAUCAAGAAUAUCACUUAAAAUACAGAAAUCAGCAAUAGGCAUCAUAUAGGGAUUAUUUCUGUAUUGUGUAUGUUACAUGUCUUUUAAAACUUAUUUGCUAACAAGCAAAACAUUUUGAGACUAUAUCAACAAUAGACUAAUGAAACAAAUGCCAAAGUUUUGUUUUUGGAUGGAGUUUUCCUUUAAGUGUGAUGGGGUAGGAUGGGAGAUUUUUGUCCAAAAUGCAGGAGAAACUGCACGAGAGCUUAAAAUCACCCCACCAAUUUGUUUUGUUGAUAUUCCCCUUUAUUUUUUUACUCGUGUCACAGUUUACCAAACCUUGUUUUUUCAUGAUUUGCAGUGUCUUUCCAGUUUCAAAACGGAAUCUAAAAUAUAUCUAGGAUAUAUGGUUGACAUAUUUAAUAGCAGCCUUUCCCAACAAAAAAUAGGAUGACCAUUGAUUUUUUUUUUUAUUGUGUAUCCGAAUGUUUUGACAUUAUAAUGACUCUAUAUAGGCCUCUCUAUGCCCUGUUGACAGUGAUGACGACUUUGGUCAGCAAUAGAAACCCAUUUUCAACAACAAAAAUAUAAAUUAAGCAUACUUGUUGCGUUGUGAAAUUAUGGCUAAAAUGUUCUUACCAGCAGGUGCACUUGAUUAACAUUUGGCUGCUAAAGACCAGUGCCAGCAGUUUGAACGUCAAUUGUGAAAUUAUAGGCUACUAUGGAGCAAUUUCAGUGCCAACAGAAAUUGUAUUUGAAUUUCAUAAUUUCGAAUUUGUAUUAGGAUUUUGAAUUUGAUUGUAAUACUUUUGAAUUUGUAAUCGUUGAAUUCAGCUUUAGCUAAUUGUGCUAACAUAGUCUUGUGACAUGUAGGAGACCUUGUUCAAACCCACUCAGUCACAAGAGCAAGAUUUUAAUAGGGAGUGGAAAGGCUAUCCUUAGAAGGGCUAUGACAGGACUAUUCAACUAUAUUCUUAUGUGGGCCAAAUUGUGUUUUUUUGUGACACUCUUCUAACUCCGAUUGUUGUCAUCAUAGAAGGGAACAGAAGGCUCCAGAGAGUCUUUGCUUUCAGGAAUGGGGUCGUAAUAGCUCAUAGCCAAGACUGUUCAAAAUUUGGCGCUAAAUUCAUAGGAAGAAAAUUAAUUCAACAUGUCACAUUGGCUUCAGAAACUGCAUGAAGUUUAUGUUUUACAGAGUGAGCAUUUGAUUAUCUGUUCUCUACCUUCCUGGUUGGCAAAGUACCAGGAUGUUGUCUCAGGUUUUGAAUUUGAAUUUAGAGAGCUGAAGUUGAAUAUAUGACACUUUGAUUAACUUGAAAUGAUGGUUUGUAAACUUGAUUCACAGACAAUGAAUGCAAUACUUACCGUAAGUUACAUUUAUGAAUUCAGUGAUUCAAUUCAUGCAUUACAAAUUCAAAAUAAUGGAAUUCAAAUCAAAUGUCUGUUGGCACUGAAAUCGCUCCAUAGGUUACCAGUGUUGGAUAUAAUGUAUGUUCAAAUGCUAUCUUGAAAUAAAUCCAUAGCCUACUCUGUCAGACAUAUGAUCCAUUCUCAACUUGUAGCUUACAACUUUCCCUGUUUCGUCUGAGUUUAUUUUUCUGAUAUAGUCCUACCAUAUUUUUAGGCUUCAGGUCUGAUUGUCUUUUUACUUUUACUUAGGAAAUUAAUACAUCUCAGCUGAUACUCUGCAGGGGGGCGUCUUUGUGUCAGAAAUAUCGAUACCGUCUUAGCUGGAUGAAUAGUUUGGGAAUGAUACUUUACGUCUAAGUUCUGUAUUUAUUGUAAUAUUCACCUGAACAUUACCCGAAGAAAGAUAAAUGUGAUGUUCAAAUGCAUUGGCUUUAUAGCAUACUGUAUGUUUAUAAAUAAAAUGUAACAAAUGAAUGAA
Oncorhynchus tshawytscha (Chinook salmon) is the source of this 7123-nucleotide messenger RNA. Its product is annotated as LIM and calponin homology domains-containing protein 1. The record is from RefSeq and is a predicted model, not a curated record. Gene Ontology annotation, cellular component: stress fiber. Gene Ontology annotation, biological process: regulation of focal adhesion assembly; positive regulation of stress fiber assembly. The transcript has 26 exons. The coding region runs from base 490 to 3972 and encodes 1160 amino acids. Lineage: Eukaryota; Metazoa; Chordata; Actinopteri; Salmoniformes; Salmonidae. Gene Ontology annotation, molecular function: myosin II head/neck binding.